GGUGUCUACCUACUAUAAACUGAGAGAUCUCGUCGUCUUGGUCAUGUUCCUUCUUUUUCCGAGUGUUCAUACUUGUACCACUAUAGAGUCAUUAACUAGGUAUUGAUAACGUCUUGGCUACCUUUCUCACCUAAGUACUUUCAUAUUUUUAUCCUUUCCGAAAUAUGGCUAGACCAAAGUUUAUACUUAUGCUUUCAGGAUGGGGAAAGAGCCUUGGGAAGAGCCUUGGGAAUAGCUUAAAACGACGAGCUAGCUCAACAACUUGUCAGGGGGAUCUAGUUGCAACAACAACAGCAACAACAACAACAUCAUCAUCCAAGGAUGGGCCUAUCAAGUGUGAGAUCAAGCAUUUGAGACUGAAAGACGAUGGCGAGAAAAAGAUAUACUUUGACCAGAAUAAGGAAGAGGUGAAGAACCCCCGUAUGUUUGCAUUCUGCCUGGUCAAGCCUCGCUACGACAAGAACGACGACACCGAUUCCGAUUCCGAUACUGAUGGCGGCGACGACGACGUUGACAUGACGGUCUUGCAUGUCAACCACCAACCACUACGACAGUUGCUCAACGACGUUAUGGGAGACUGCCCUAUAGAUUCUAUACAUGCCAACGACGUUAGGAUCAAAUACCCAUACUGUUCGCUAUUCUACUUUAGAAAAGAACUAGAGUCAGAAGGUCACGAUCGCUUUGAGAAUGAUGAGGACUCCAAGGCUCAAUUAAAACUACUUAUGACCUGGAUCAAGACUCGUUUCGACCUCGACAUCGCUGCUUAUGAUAAUUGCACAUCCAGCAACCUCAAGGCUAUCUCCUAUGACACACUGUGGACUCUUUUCCGACCACGCACAAUCAUAUACAGCAAACACUGGGAUCAGCACCGAGCUUACCGGGUCGAUAGUUGCGAUUAUGGUACCAACGCCCUCUAUGUGAAUGCUGACUAUGUUUCCUUCGACGGCCAGAAAUUCGGUACUGUGACAGUGAAACACACUAUCCCGAAGUACGAUGGGUUGCGGAAAGUGAAAGAUCUUGAAACCAUGCCGUUCGACUUGUUGGAAGAUGCGGGUAAGAUACGCGCGGAGCUAGUUGAACGAGGCAGGAAAUUCGAGAGCUACGUCGGCCAACAUGUUAGGCAAUACGACGGACUUGCCCUGACAACAGGUUCGCAGGGCAGUUUAAGACCAACGAAUGUUAAGGAGCGCAUCAUGAUCGACUUCGAGACCUGCGACCGGUUCGGUCCGUUUUCUAAGCUUGAAGUCACCGAGCUCGAGAAUAUCGCUAAUUCCAACGAGGCAUACCAUAGGGUGUCGUGCAACGAUAAUUUAGCUUCCGCGCCGCAAAAAUUCGCCAAGUUAUCCGACGAGAACGCUUUGAUCAAUCACGGCGUGCUCAGGGGAUACGCAUUGGAGACGAAUCAGUUCAUGUUGUUUUCUAUCAGUAAUGUGUCCCCCGUGGAGUGGAACACUCGCUGUUUCGAAGAUCUCGUGCUCGACCAAGAGACGAAAAAGACUAUUCAGUCCCUCGUCUCUACGCAUUUGAGUAACCGCGAUAGCUUCAACGAUAUUGGCAUACGCAAGAGCCAAGGGCUUGUAGCCCUCUUACAUGGCCCACCUGGUGUAGGCAAGACACUUACAGUGGAGUGCGUGGCCGAACACUUCAAGCGGCCUCUCUGCACGGUGUCGUACAGAGACAGCUUCCCAAUGGAACGCCUAGAAGCAGAAAUGGAAAUAACGAUGAAGCUGGCGUUAAUCUGGAACGCUGUGCUUCUCAUCGAUGACCCCGAAGCGUACCUUCAGAGAUCACGCGGCAAGGGCCACUGCCAGACCUACAUGGUUGGCGCCCUCCAUAACUACAGCGGCAUUGUCUUUCUCACGAUGAACCGCUUCAGCCACCUCGACGACCUCUUCGCGUCCAGGAUCCACCUCCCCAUCCGCUACACGCAGCUGGCCUUCGCGUCCCGCCUGAAGAUCUGGCGCACCCUUUGCACUCGCGUCUCCUGCCCCUCGUGCUCCUCAUCCUCACAUUCGUCCUCAUCCUCGUCCCGGUCUUCCUCCUCCUGCAGUGGCGCCAUCAACAUCAACAUAAACGAUGUCCAAUUCGACUCCCUGGCCAAGGACUACGAGCUCAACGGGCGACAGAUCCGAAACGUGAUCCGCGUGGCCUCAGGGCUCGCGGAAUCCGACGGCGUGCCGCUCGACUUCGCGCGUCUAAAGUCCGCGGCGCGCAUGCUGGAGACGUUUCUGAAGGACGUCGCGAGCGGGGACCACAUCGAUUAUAUGGCGUCGGAUAUGUCGAGAAUGGGAGGCCGGACUUUGGGUAUGUAUUUUUGAGGGGUUUGGGGGGUUUUGUGGGCGUGGGUAUUGGUAUGGGUGUUGGUGAGAGGGUAGGUCGGUAGGUAGGUAUACUGUAAGUAUAGCGUGGCGUGGGUUGGUAGUUGGGUAGGUGCUUGUAUAGGUCAGGCGGGUAAGGGGAUAUAUACCUACCUAGGUACCUAGGGUAUAUAGGCGGUAGGUAGCAAGGGGAA
Hypoxylon fragiforme is the source of this 2512-nucleotide messenger RNA. RefSeq names its product P-loop containing nucleoside triphosphate hydrolase protein. Lineage: Eukaryota; Fungi; Ascomycota; Sordariomycetes; Xylariales; Hypoxylaceae. The record is from RefSeq and is a predicted model, not a curated record. Gene Ontology annotation, molecular function: ATP hydrolysis activity; ATP binding. Bases 165 to 2318 code for a protein of 717 amino acids. The transcript has 2 exons.